ACGAGUAGCAGUUCGCUGUUUACUAGCGCGGAGUUUAGUUGAGUUUCGAACGUUCAGCAAUACAGACGGUCCUUGUUUAUCGGUCGUCCACCACUCCGCUCUCGGUUCAGCGACACUCGGAUUGAUAUGGCGGAUUAAGAGGGAGACUAGAAAUUGUUAUCGAUAACAGCGCUGUAGUGUUACGGAAAGUAUAGAACAAACGGGUGCAGAUUUCUAUGGAAGUGAACUACAAAAUGGUGCGGUAAAAGUGCGCACAGCGUACAAUGACAGUGUGAGGUGUUACAGGGAAAAUCGAAGCGUAAAUCUCAGCCUCAAGGGUAAAAGAGAAGAAAACAGCUCGGAAAAUCAUAGCACUAGAAGUGCUCUUGUUUGUGGCAUUGUUAUGUGAUUGAUUUGGAUGUGAAGCGACAUUCACCCUUCACUCUGGAAGUGUUGACGAGACGUUCGAAUAACUCGAACAGGAAAACAGUGUCGUAAUGUCAACUGCAGUUUGACGAAAAGGUUUAUGGGUUUGAUCCGACGGCAGACGAGCGCCAGAACAAAAGUGAACGGUAUUUGUCAUAUCGUAGGUGAAGUGCGUGCGUAUUGACAGCCGUACUACGCAAGCCCCUGAAGUGCGUAGUGUUUUCGUCGACUAAGAAGAAAUACGUGCGCGUUGUUGUUGGACGAAGAAGCAACGAAUACGGGAGGAGAAACAAAAUUACAACCUUGUCCCGAAUAUUUGGGGGGUUUGCUCGUCUCGCUUGUGUCUUGGGGUUUCGCGGUGUUGUGCACUGAAAAUAUCGCGCUUCUGUUCGGGUUGUGUGAAAUCUACAGCCACCAGCGAUUCGCGCUAAUGUGCUAAACACAUGUGAUACAGAUCAGAACCGAACGCAGCAAUAACAACAGAAGGAUUACGCUGUCCCAACCAAUAACACUGGCAGCAGCGGUGACAAUCAAGCCGGCAGUCGAGAUUGCAAGCAGUAGAUGUGAUUUCGGGGGGUGAGUUUAUACGACCUGAUAUCGAGAACAGGCCCUGGUGGCGACGUCAACGACAACAACUGUUCAGUGUGCUAUGUGUGACAGCCUUCGUCUAGUGAUAGCGAAAAUCGUGAACCCCUCUGCUACUGCUGCUGCUCUGUGAGCUGCAUUAAAAACAACAGUUGUGUGGCGUGUGUAAUACAAUCAUCGUCGUACUCAGAUAUACGUUCGGAACGUGUGCGCUUCAGCAGUACUAGCCGCGCGUAUUGAGCAUAACAAAACGGGGUGACAAGUUGUGUGGAGUGUUUUUGAUACGUAGAAGAAAUUGUACAACGAGCUGGAGGAUACGAAGAGAACAGUAGCAGCGAGUAUUAUCAUCGCUAGGGACCUGGACAUCGCACUAUUGGAGAUUCCAGCCAUCAAACAAUGAGCUAAGCCGUACAUAAGGCAGAUCUUCUUCAUCUCUUCUCAUCUUCAUCUACACCCAUCUAUAAAACAUAUUCUUAGAGAGAACCCCCGGUCCGAUCGGUACCGGUCCCAUCAUCCAUCUGAAGCCAGCGCUACUUUUCUCGCACUAACACCCGUCAAAAAGGCAUCACACCUCGUUGCCGCAGCACCAGACCGUCCAACUCGACCAUCCCGCGCCGAGCAACUGAUUUGGGAGAACAAGUUUUCUGAAUUGAAUUUGCUCACCCCGUCACCAGUCAGCGAUCUAUAUAAGGACCAACCUUCACCACGUACACGGUCUCUCAUUCGGAAGGCACAUGUGUCAUUCCAACGACGACGACAUCAACAACUGACGGACCGACGAGGAAAGGGGAAGUCGUUUGCAAAACCCCGAUGGCAGUACCGGUAGCAGCAGCUCCAGCCGCAGGAAGCUCAACGAUGAAGAUAAUCUAAUUGAAAUUUUGCACCCAAGCUGCUGCAGAUACCAGCAACAAAUUUCACCUCAUUUUCGGACCAGAAAAUUAGAUUCGAAAUCACAUUCUCAUCAGCAGACACGUCCGGACACCACUCAAAAUGACACGAACACACAGAUUCAGCCUGCUCUCGGCGUGUCUGCUACUUCUGCUGUGCAGUACUAGAGUAAACUCUAGUUAUUACAGCGGUGGCGGGGCAAGUCCCGCGCCUCAUCUACCGGCGAUACCAAAGGACCCGCAUUCACGAUGCGAAGAAAUCACCAUUCCGAUGUGUCGAGGCAUCGGUUACAACCUUACCUCAUUUCCAAACGAAAUGAAUCACGAAACGCAGGAAGAGGCCGGUCUGGAGGUGCACCAAUUCUGGCCCCUGGUGGAGAUCAAAUGCUCACCAGAUCUCAAGUUCUUCCUGUGCUCCAUGUAUACUCCAAUCUGCAUCGAAGACUACCACAAACCACUUCCGGUGUGCCGGAGUGUGUGCGAACGGGCACGUGCCGGCUGUGCACCCAUCAUGCAACAGUACAGCUUCCAAUGGCCGGAACGUAUGGCCUGCGAAAUUCUGCCCGUCUCCGGAGAUAGCGACAACCUAUGUAUGGAACAACCCAGCGAGGACGAUGGCAGUCACUCGUCUGGUGGUGGAGGAGGCGGAGGCAGCAGCGGAGGUUCGCACUCUAAACCAACCCGCAAAUCUCACGGAUCAUCCGCGGGUGGUGCCUCUGGCCAGAACAACAAAUGCAAGGGCAAGAAUUCAAAAAACUGCCAAAAUCCCCCAGGGGAAAGAACAAAAGAGUGCAUGUGCCGGUGUCGGGAGCCACUGGUGACCCUGGGGAAGGAAAACCUACUGCACAACCAAAGUGUCGAAAGGGUCGGCGACGUAAUAAACUGCGCGAUCCCGUGUCGGGGGGCGUUCUUCAGUCAGGAGGAAAAGGACUUCGCAGGGGUGUGGAUCGCGCUUUGGUCCGGCCUCUGCGGCAUAAGCACACUAAUGACACUCACCACGUUCCUCAUCGACACCGAAAGGUUCAAAUAUCCUGAGCGUCCUAUAGUUUUCCUUUCGGCAUGCUAUUUCAUCGUGUCCUGCGGUUAUCUAACCAAGCUCUUCCUCGGACACGACGAAAUUGCCUGCGAUGGGAAAGCGAUCAAGUACCCCUCGAUGGGGCAGAGUUCAUGUACGAUGAUCUUCAUCAUGAUCUACUUCUUUGGAAUGGCUUCGUCUAUAUGGUGGGUGAUCUUGUCAUUUACUUGGUUCCUGGCAGCAGGACUCAAAUGGGGCAAUGAAGCAAUCUCGAAGCAUUCACAGUACUUCCAUUUGGCAGCAUGGUUAAUACCAACUGUUCAAAGCGUUUCGGUGCUGCUUAGGCCAGCAGUAGACGGCGAUCCAAUUGCUGGAAUCUGUUACGUUGGAAACACUUCCGUAGAAAACCUGAAAAACUUUGUACUGGCACCACUGUUUGUAUACUUGGUAAUAGGAACGACCUUCCUGAUGGCAGGAUUUGUUUCGCUCUUCAGAAUACGAUCGGUAAUUAAACAACAGGGUGGUAUUGGAGCUGGAUCAAAGGCAGACAAACUGGAGAAGUUGAUGAUCCGGAUAGGGAUCUUCAGUGUGUUAUAUACGGUUCCCGCCACCAUAGUCAUCGGCUGCCAUCUAUAUGAAGCAAACUUCACGGAAGAUUGGAUGACCGGGCUAACGUGCCCUUGUAAGGCGGGAACGGGAAUCAGGCAGAAACCUUUGUAUUCGGUGUUAAUGCUGAAAUAUUUCAUGGCACUGGCCGUGGGCAUCACAUCUGGAGUAUGGAUAUGGUCUGGCAAAACGGUAGAAUCGUGGCGACGACUUUGGAGAAGGUUGUUCGGUUCACCGGAUCCAACCGGUGCCGGACAGGUGCUGAUAAAGCCACGGCCACCACUCCCGCAGCCAUAUGCAACGUCCGGAAUCGGAGUCCCCGGUUCAGCGGCAGCUUCCCUACUUGCCACUCCGUACACGCAAACCGUUGGCAGCGUGGCGUCCACUAGUCAUCACCAUCUGCAUCACCAUGUACUCAAACAAACCCCACUUAGUCACGUAUGACCUGGAGACAUUGGCGGCGCUUCCACACUCACAGCAGGCUCUGGCUCGGUGGUUGAUCCUCGAGCCGUGUCGGUCGUCGUAACGCUGCCAGGACCGCAACCAGGUCAAGCCCUGAGCGACUACGGUCCAAUAUAGUUGACAGUGCGACCAGAUACGACGGCACGAUGGAUACCUAGCAACGCAAGCGAUCAGCUGUGACCCAGAAGUGCAUAAACCGGGGAGGGAUAAAUGCACACACACAUUCUCAUGUAUAUAUGUGAGUGUGUUUUUUGUAAAUGUUUGUAGAUCGAAGUCAUCAUUGUAGAUCGUAGAAGUCUGUGUUCACUUUGUACCAUUUGUGUCGAGAGAAACAAAAUGAGGUGUGAUGUAGAAGUCGUUGUUUCGUACUGUUGUAAAAAUCGCGUAGUACAAGUGACGUGUGUAUAUUUCAUUCACUAUCAAAUAACACAAGAAAAAGUAACACGAAGAAAAAUCUAGGUUAGGUCAAAUGAAGUCGUGCUGGUCAAAGUCACACUGCUCCCUCCCUGUCGCCAUCCAUCUAUCAUUCUCUCAACAAAUCGAAUCAUGAAACCAUCCUACACUAUCGAACGCAAGCUAUCUUCUAACUCUAAGCUCUUUACAUACUUAGGAAAACGAUGAAGCAGCUCUCUUUCUAGUCCAAACAAGUGCAUGUAAAACUGAUCCAUCGACUAACAAUUUUAUACAACCAAACAAAACAAGGAAGUAAAAACGUCAUUUAACAAAAGGCAUUUUCUACGAAAUUUUAACAAAAAAUUACGGAAACACAAGAAAAUUUAACAUUUGCUGUCAUAUUUAACCAACCGGUUGGUGGUAGAAGACAUUCUUACUGUGAACUGAUCAUGUGUUCUAGUGUAUAACGAAAGCGUAGAAGCAGACCGACUCUUAACUUUGUGACCAAUUUCGAGAAAGAAAUGAACAGACUUGUUGUUAACGAGCGGUUUUAUCGUAACAGUGAAUAAGCUGGAUUUUCCUCGUGUCGCGUCAAGCAUUUAGGAGAAAAUGACAAUACAGAGUAAGCAAGGCAAUUAGUUUUCAUGUCGGUAUAAUUCCCAAAACAUUCAAAUCAUCGCACUGCCAAAUGAAACCCAUCCUUGAAAACAGUCCAACACAAACAACACUAUCUUUUGAAAAGCAGGUAAAACUGUCCGGUUAAUGAUAUAGUUCUAAAAUACGAUCAAAAUAUACUUUCAAACAAUUUUUUUUUAUUGAUUUAUUAGAUAUGGAACACACUCCCGGAUAUUACUCGAACAGUAUUGGAUAGUUUUACAUCAAAUAUUAAAAAAAUCCUUUUGUUCUAUGAAUCAGUUCUUAUGAUCUAGCACACAAUCCUUAUUGGAAUCAGUUUU
Aedes aegypti (yellow fever mosquito) is the source of this 5309-nucleotide messenger RNA. RefSeq names its product frizzled-2 (gene fz2). Bases 1981 to 3942 code for a protein of 653 amino acids. NCBI's taxonomy places the organism in Eukaryota, Metazoa, Arthropoda, Insecta, Diptera, Culicidae. Gene Ontology annotation, biological process: canonical Wnt signaling pathway; non-canonical Wnt signaling pathway. The transcript is spliced from 3 exons. Gene Ontology annotation, cellular component: plasma membrane. Gene Ontology annotation, molecular function: Wnt receptor activity; Wnt-protein binding. The record is from RefSeq and is a predicted model, not a curated record.